Messenger RNA from Eutrema salsugineum, 1267 nucleotides. RefSeq lists its product as uncharacterized. The coding region runs from base 20 to 952 and encodes 310 amino acids. Gene Ontology annotation, molecular function: oxidoreductase activity. The record is from RefSeq and is a predicted model, not a curated record. Lineage: Eukaryota; Viridiplantae; Streptophyta; Magnoliopsida; Brassicales; Brassicaceae. The transcript has 7 exons.
AACUCAAAAAUCUUUCUACAUGGGUUCCUUCGACUUGCCUCACACUUCAUCGUUUAAGGGAGGAAGUGAAACAUUUCUUCGGAAUGUGUUUGAGAAUAUACUUCAGACGUACCUGAGGAAGAACCCGACGGCGAAGACAAUAUGGGAACUAGUUCAGUCGGUGGACAACGAGAAGAUCUGCUACGAUCACUUCGUUUUCCAGACACUAAAGGUCAAUGGUUACGGAAUAGAUUCCUUGUCGAGUUUUUUCAUGGAUUAUGGAUAUAAAGUUGGAGGCAAACUUGAUUUUCCAAAGAAGAAUGUACGAGUUCUCUGGCUUUCUCCUCCGGUUAUUUACGUCCCCAAUGAGGGUCACGGUCUAGGCAACGAACCUUUGCCCCGACUUGUUAUAGCUGAGCUUCUUGUGGACGAACUAAGUCGUGAAUCACAGGAGAUAAUACAGAAAUAUUUAAAACCAGAAGGUAGUAAGCAAGCGGUUCUUUCAAGUACUUUGGGGUCUUUAAUUUGGGAGAAGCCAACAUCCUCCGACUUCAAGCAGCUUGCCAAAGAGAGCGAAUUUGCGGCAUGGGUACUUAUCCACGGCUACACAAUGAACCAUCUUGCAUUUUCUGUUCAUCAACUCAAACACCGUUUCAGUGACAUCAACUGCAUCAAAAAGGAUUUAGAAGAGAAGGAAUUCGAACUCAACAGUGACGGAGGAAUUCUCAAAGUGAGUGAAGAUGGUCUACUGUUACAAGUGUCAACAAUCUCGGAGACUCUUGCGGUUGAAUUUUCAGAUGGUGUAACUGAAACAAUUCCGGCUUCAUACAUUGAGUUCACUCAACGUCUGGUUCUCCCUGAGUUCAAAGAUCUGCAUUAUGACCAGAUUAAGGAGUACCAUAGACGCGAUGGCUUUGAUUUCGAUAACGCUAAAAACAUUUUGGAAGGGGCCCGUUUCAACUCAAAUGUCUAGAAUCAUCAAUAUGGUCCGAUGCUUUCUUAAAUGAAAACACCAUUAAAAUAAGCAUGGGUUUGUAAUGCAAGAACUAUGUUCAAUGUGUGUGCUGUGAAUCACUUAUGAAUUAAAUUACCUCUCAUAAUGGGUAUCAUUGACAUUGAUUAAAGUGAGUAAUUGUAAAGUGGAUCACAUAAACGGUAACCUAUGAAUGAUAGAGAAAGAAAAAAAGUGUGAUGGGUGUGCUGUGGUGUUCGAAAAAAUUUAAAAUUGAUAUAAGUGUGAUUUUAGAUAAAUCAGAAGAUAUCUCCUAUAAUAUAAUUGAAAACAUUU